This is a messenger RNA of Mytilus californianus (California mussel), 1058 nucleotides long. RefSeq lists its product as uncharacterized. NCBI's taxonomy places the organism in Eukaryota, Metazoa, Mollusca, Bivalvia, Mytilida, Mytilidae. The coding region runs from base 63 to 821 and encodes 252 amino acids. The record is from RefSeq and is a predicted model, not a curated record. The transcript is spliced from 3 exons.
UUUUUUAUGGGAAUGCUGAUCUAGUUCUUUUUCCAAGUGAUGAAGAUUUAUUCCGAGAUGUCAUGGAUGUUAUGGAGAGUUCUUCUGCAAUUAUAACAAUACCUGAAUAUUUCCUUGAGAAGAGGUAUGAAGAAGAUGAUAAAAAUGAACAUGAACUUGCUAAAAAAGACGUUCCAGAAGUUAUGCCCGAUGAAGCAACAAAAUUUGAUCAGGUCUUAAAGCAGGCUAUUUCAGUCUCGCUCUGUAAGCACAGAAAAAUAAAAAACAAAAAUCUAACCAAAAACAAUAUUUCUGCAGUUCCUGUAUGUCUCAUAACGAAAGAAACUUACUUUGUGGCAGUGUACGAUGCUAGUUAUGACUAUUUAAUGAGAACAAAUAAAGCUUUGAAGCUUUUCGAAGGAAAUAAUCUUCGAUUUGAUGCAGUUUUGGAUUUGUGGCUCUUAAUUCACCAUAACGUAUUUUGUACAACACCACAUCAGAAGCUUUUGAAGGAAUUUAAAGGGACAUGUGAUUUGGUUCCACAGCUUGGAAGAGACAGAUUUGAAAAAAUUAUUCAAAGUUCCAGAUGGCUAUAUAUGCCAGAAUGUAUGCAUCCUGACAAUUCUGAUAAUGUUUCAGCCCCUAAAGCUACAGAUGUAGGAGAGUUAAACUGGUUAGAUAUAAUAAAGAAGGACAUUGAUUCAAUGGACCCAUCAAUUGAAAACUAUGACUCCUGGUUUGAUGAUUGGAUGGAAGAAGCAGUGGAAAAUUCUGAGAAAAGCUCAACUGAUGGAUAUCAUCAGAAGAAAGAUAAAUGUGACAGACAGGCUGAAAAAGAUUGAAGAAAAUGGGCUAGGUUGCAGAAAUAUCAAUAUCUAGGACAUUUGCAAGUUUUGUAGUUCCUUUGGGUCUUGUGCUAUAUGUUUAACCUUGUUUUCCCCAGGCAGUUUUAGCACUGAAUUAUUCAGCACUGUGUUAUUGGACAGACCACAGCUCUAACAAAUCACAUCACAUCGAUAAUUUGUGUGAUAGUUUAUUUUACCUAACAUGCCUAAUGAUGUCAAAUAUUGGAGGGGCUA